Xenia sp. Carnegie-2017 is the source of this 483-nucleotide messenger RNA. RefSeq lists its product as uncharacterized. Bases 133 to 483 code for a protein of 116 amino acids. NCBI's taxonomy places the organism in Eukaryota, Metazoa, Cnidaria, Anthozoa, Malacalcyonacea, Xeniidae. The transcript is spliced from 3 exons. The record is from RefSeq and is a predicted model, not a curated record.
ACCGAUGGCGAUUUUGAGUAUGGCCAAGCUGAAGCGUAUGAAAACGAACCACUUGCAGAUGAAGAGUGGUUAGAAAAGUAUAUUAGAGAAACAGAAGAAGAAAGACGCCAAACAGAAGAGCUCAAACGCAGAAUGCAAAAUGAAGUUCCUCUUGAUUCUUGGUGCCAUUGUGGUAACUGCCGUGUUCCUCUCUUGGUUAAUCCAAAAGAAUGUAGAUGCUGCCACGAAAUUGCCAAUUGCAUGAUUGGAAUGCAAGAUCAUAUGGUGGUAUCCGAAUUAGGAAGGCAGCCAAAAUGCAUAACAGAGCAUCCAGGAUUUGAUGCCAUUUGCCUCAAUCGCUGGGCAUUAAAUUUAGCUGCCAAUCUUUACCAAAGACAAGAUGGAGUUAGAUAUCAUAAAGGAUUCUUGGAGCAAAGGUUUCAUCGAGUUGUUGCAUCGAGACAAAAGAAUUUCAAUUCCAGAUUGUGCUUACCAUGUUAUUAA